AAAAAAAUGGGUUUGGAUUAUUACAACAUAUUGAAAGUGAACAAGAGCGCAACGGAGGAUGAUCUGAAGAAAUCUUACAGGAAAUUGGCUAUGAAAUGGCAUCCUGACAAAAACCCUAACUCCAAAAAGGAAGCUGAAGCCAAAUUCAAGCAGAUCUCUGAGGCUUAUGAGGCAAGUUUACUCACCCCUUUCCCAGAGGAUAUGUCGUUUUUCUUGCUAAUCUUCAUUCCCUUGAUCCACUGGAUCCCGCAAAAUCCAAAACUGUGUGUUCUGAGUGAUCCACAGAAGCGAGCGGUAUAUGAUCAAUACGGGGAAGAAGGACUGAGCGACAUGCCGCCUCCAGGGAGCACGGGGAACAAUGGAAGAGCCGCCGGUUUUAACCCGAGAAACGCAGAAGACAUCUUCGCAGAGUUCUUUGGAAGUAGUCCUUUUAGUUUUGGAUCAGCUGGAAGGUCGACGAGGUUUCAAUCCGACGGAGGAGGACUGUUCGGCGGCGAAAACAACAUUUUCAGAACUUACAGCGACAGCACCGUUCCCAAGAAACCUCCACCUGUUGAGAGCAAACUGCCUUGUAGCCUUGAAGAGCUGUACUCUGGCUCUACUAGGAAAAUGAAGAUCUCUAGAUCCAUUGUUGACGCUAACGGGAGACAGGCGCAAGAGACAGAGAUCCUGACCAUUGUUGUGAAACCGGGAUGGAAGAAAGGGACCAAGGUCAAGUUUCCGGACAAAGGGAAUGAGCAAGUGAAUCAGUUACCAGCUGAUUUGGUGUUUGUUAUCGACGAGAAGCCGCACGAUCUGUUCAAGAGAGAUGGGAAUGAUCUCAUCACAAGCCGAAGAGUGACGCUCGCAGAAGCUAUAGGAGGAACAACCGUGACUAUCAACACGCUCGAUGGUCGGGAUAUACCCGUUGGUGUCACGGAAAUCGUCAGUCCAGGGUACGAGCUUGUGGUUCCAGGAGAAGGGAUGCCCAUAGCGAAAGAGCCAAGAAACAGAGGCGAUCUAAAGAUCAAAUUCGAUGUUCAGUUUCCCACAAGAUUGACAACGGACCAGAAAUCCGCACUCAAGCGGGUCUUAGUUGGUUGA
Messenger RNA from Thlaspi arvense, 1083 nucleotides. NCBI's taxonomy places the organism in Eukaryota, Viridiplantae, Streptophyta, Magnoliopsida, Brassicales, Brassicaceae. The record is from the annotation of a GenBank genome assembly.